AUGGGUCGAGCCCCCUGCUGUGACAAGGGCAGCGUGAAGAAGGGGCCAUGGUCGCCCGAGGAGGACAGGAAGCUCAAGGACUACAUCCACACCCAUGGCACAGGCGGCAACUGGAUCGCGCUCCCCACCAAAGCCGGCCUGAAGAGGUGCGGGAAGAGCUGCCGCCUGCGUUGGCUCAACUACCUGCGGCCGAACAUCAAGCACGGCGACUUCUCCGAGGAGGAGGACAGGGUGAUCUGCGCCCUCUUCGCCGCCAUCGGCAGCAGGUGGUCCAUCAUCGCCGCGCAGCUCCCCGGGAGGACCGACAACGACGUCAAGAACUACUGGAACACCAAGCUCAAGAAGAAGCAGCUGCACCUGCUCAUCGCCGCCGCCGCUCAGUCCACCCAUGGCCAGCAGUACAGCUCCAGACCACCGGCACCGCCAUUUACCGUUGAGCACCACCACCACACUAGCUCUACCUCUGCUGCAUCUCUAGGCCAGCUCCUCAUGUUUGGAGUCGGAGGAGGCGACCACCACCAGCAGCAGCAGUACAUGUCGUCGAGCUCCUCGGUGGACAUCUCCAACAACACCAGUGCUGCUGCUGCUGCUGCUGCUGCUGCUGGCCUGCAGGAGAGCUUCAUGUUUGGUGGCUUGCAGUUUCAGCAGCAGGAGGAGGACACCAACAGCCUGCUCUCACCAGCAGCAGCAGCAUCUGGGAAUGACAUCAUGACCUAUGAGCAUCAUGAGAUGAUUUCGCCGAGCAGCUUCUUCUUCUACGGCGACGGUGCCGGCGGUGCUGCAGCAACCCAGGAAGGGACUAGGUUCCUUUAUUAG
Molecule: messenger RNA, 816 nt
Organism: Triticum turgidum subsp. durum (durum wheat)
Lineage: Eukaryota; Viridiplantae; Streptophyta; Magnoliopsida; Poales; Poaceae
Source: the annotation of a GenBank genome assembly